UGAAGGCGAUCCAACUGUUGCACAGCUGAGCUUGAAUAUUACCCAACUCGUGAAGGGUUUCCUCAUGUCAGAGUGGAAGAUGUUGUCCACUCCAGCGGGUUUAUCUGAAUGUUUACGCGAAUGGGACGAUUUAGAGAAGAACUACCAACAAAUUCAGGACACCCACCGUCUAUACAAACAGAAACUCGAGGAAGUGACCAAACUGCAGGACAGCUGCUCCGGUGCCAUAGCACGUCAGAGGAAGAAGCUGAAAGAGCUCGCUGUGUCGCUAGCUGAAUGCAAAGAAAAUCAUCCAACGCCAAAAUUAAGCCCAGAGGAAAUGGAUGCCAUCGCGGAAAUGGAGGACUUGAUGAAAGACAGAGCAAAUUCUUUCUCUGAGAUGGAAGCUUUUCUGCCGAAGAAAAACGGGUUGUACCUCACGCUUGUUUUAGGAAACGUCAACGUAACGCUCCUCAACAAGCAGUCCAAAUUUGCCUACAAAGAUGAGUACGAGAAAUUCAAACUGGCCCUGACCGUCAUCCUGUUUGUGUUCUCCUUCACCUGUCGCUUUUUGUUCAGCUACAGAGUCGUAGAUGCCCUUUUCAACUUCCUGUUGGUGUGGUAUUACUGCACACUCACCAUCCGGGAGAGCAUCCUCAUCAGCAACGGCUCAAGAAUCAAAGGUUGGUGGGUUUUCCAUCACUAUGUGUCCACCUUCCUGUCCGGGGUCAUGCUCACUUGGCCUGAAGGCACCCUGUACCAGAUGUUCAGGAACCAGUUCCUGUCCUACUGUCUGUACCAGAGCUUCGUCCAGUUUCUGCAGUACUACUACCAGAGUGGCUGUUUGUACAGACUCCGAGCGCUGGGAGAAAGACACAACAUGGACCUCACAGUCGAGGGUUUCCAGUCCUGGAUGUGGAGGGGCUUGACCUUCCUCCUUCCCUUCCUGUUCUUCUGUCACUUCUGGCAGCUCUACAACAGCAUAACACUCUUCAAGAUGUUUCAGCUCCCGGAGUGUAAAGAGUGGCAGGUCCUGAUGUGCGGCUGCUCGUACAUGGUCCUCUUCAUGGGGAACGUCUUCACCACGUUGGGAGUCGUUUACCAGAAAUACAUGAACAAUCAGGACAAGUCCAAGAGCUUGUGAGGCUGGAAAACCGAGCGCAUAACGAAUGACGUGUGGACGAAUGACACCUGACGAUCACGACAUGUAGCCGAAAGCAACGCAAUCAGACUCACCAAAAAUCCUCCCGUUUGUUCAACAAGAGUCAUCACGGCUCUAAUAUUCUGUUUAGAGCUUUUCAUCAUGUUAGGACUGUGGACCAUUUACACGUUCUGCUAGUCUGCUAGUUGUGCCAAUGGCCUUUUGACUUCAUAUUGAUGUCAGUUAUGGUCACAGGUAGACCAUCACGCUGACCUGUCAAACACCACCUUUCAGUUCUCGCUAAGUGAGAUGGUUUCAGUUGGACUUUCUUAAGAAAAAUGUUGCUGAGCGCAGACAUGACCAUGUUAGUCGCAUCAUAUUUAUUUAGAGACGUCUGUGCAGCUUUGUAUUUUAGCCUUUACAGGAAGUGCUUAAUAAAACACUCCAACAGAC
This is a messenger RNA of Scatophagus argus, 1573 nucleotides long. RefSeq names its product transmembrane protein 120Aa (gene tmem120aa). Gene Ontology annotation, cellular component: membrane. The coding region runs from base 65 to 1123 and encodes 352 amino acids. Lineage: Eukaryota; Metazoa; Chordata; Actinopteri; Scatophagidae. The transcript is spliced from 12 exons. The record is from RefSeq and is a predicted model, not a curated record. Gene Ontology annotation, biological process: fat cell differentiation.